This is a messenger RNA of Xylona heveae TC161, 411 nucleotides long. RefSeq lists its product as hypothetical. Lineage: Eukaryota; Fungi; Ascomycota; Xylonomycetes; Xylonales; Xylonaceae. The record is from RefSeq and is a predicted model, not a curated record. The transcript has 2 exons. The coding region runs from base 87 to 302 and encodes 71 amino acids.
AAUCAAUGCCACAUAGACAACGUUCCCAAAGCUCCCAACCAGCCCAGAAGCUCUGACAUUGUCAAUUCGCAAAUACCACCUGUCAUAUGGAUGCUAAACGCAAGCUUAUCAACCUCUUGGUCGAGAAUUUGGGAAACAAGCUUCCUCAGCUACUUAAUUCCGAUAAGAAAGGCAUUGAUCAAGUGGGUGGAUAUGACUUUGACAGAGAUAGUCUGGUUGCUGCGAGUGAAGGCUCCUUAGCCGAGGUCCUUGACAGCUUGGUGAACUUUCUCCAACAACUCUCAAAGGUUAGGGAUCAUUAGGAUUCAUCAUGUUCUAAGCUUAGUAGCGUCAUCAGGCACCGCUACAUGAAAAGUUUCCCGGAGUAGACUAUCGUCCUGUGGAAACGGCUUUCCUCUGCCUCGUCGCUGA